This is a messenger RNA of Stomoxys calcitrans (stable fly), 3588 nucleotides long. RefSeq names its product arf-GAP with coiled-coil, ANK repeat and PH domain-containing protein 2 (gene CenB1A). Gene Ontology annotation, molecular function: protein binding; GTPase activator activity. The transcript has 11 exons. Gene Ontology annotation, cellular component: cytoplasm. The coding region runs from base 648 to 3119 and encodes 823 amino acids. Lineage: Eukaryota; Metazoa; Arthropoda; Insecta; Diptera; Muscidae. The record is from RefSeq and is a predicted model, not a curated record.
CAUUUGGUAGUUAGUGGUGACUCUAUUUUUUUACUUUUGCAAAAAUCAAUCUGGUGUAAAAGAAUCGUGUUAUUUACUGAGAAACAACGAAUUUGACAGCGGAAAUAGAUAAUCAUUGUGAAGUUUAGAGUUUUAAUUUAGUAAAGCAAUUAAAAUAUACACAAGUUAGGAAAUAAAUAGCAAGCAAAUUUAAAAAUAAUAUCCUAAUCGGGAAAAAGGAAGUUGUUGAGAUAAAAAAAAAUAUACGUGUUCAUCGUCAUCAUUAUUAAUAUUUUGCGAGCGCGAAGUGUGGAGGGUUAAGAUAAAGUGAAUAGUCUGAUACGACAACAACACACAGGAAACAACAGGAUAGCUUCUGCCACACCAACAACCAAGUAUAGCGGAGAAGCCACAACAACAACAAUUACCUUAGAUAGCAUACACAAGGAUCUUUUUUGAAGCGCAACAGCUGAAAGUAUAGUUAUGUUAAGUGAUUACUUUGGUAAAUGCAAAGGAAUCUGAAAUUCACAGUGUUCAGUUGGCUACGUAGAUUCAAUAAAGAAGCACGUUAAACGAGCAAAAAAAAAACGGCUUGAAAAAUAACAGUGCGAAUGUAUGUUGUUUGUAAGGCGAAGUUAUUAAAAUCCAUACAAUAAAAGUGGCUAAACAUGAGAUCCACCAUCGAGUUUGAGGAAUGUCUCAAGGACUCACCAAAGUUUAGGCAAUUCAUCACAAAAGAGGAAUCGGACAUUGAACAUUUGGAGCAGCGCUUGGAGAAAAUCAUUAAACUUUGUAAUGUAGCCGUUGAUUCGGGUAAAGAAUAUGUCAAAAAUCAGAGUGCAUUUGCAAUGUCCCUCUGGGACUUGAAACCUCAUUUUUCUGAUAACAAAAGUGCCCAAAAUGCCUUGGGCAGGCUGAUCCAUUGCUUUCAGGAAAUGAAUAAGUUUCAUACGAUUUUAUUGGAUCAAGCCAGCCGUACUGUAUUGAAAAAUUUAAGCGUUUUCGUUAAGGACGAUAUUAAUCAAGUGAAAGACUAUAAGGGGCAUUUUUUAAAAGUGUCUGAGGGUUAUGACAAUGCAUUAAUUAAAAAUGCCCAAGCGAGCAAAAAUCGUACACAGGAAGUACAGGAAGCAGGCAAUAUAUUAUCAGCAUCAAAAUCAUGUUUUUAUCACACGGCAUUGGAUUAUGUCAACUACAUCACCUUAGUUCAGUCUCGCAAAGUACCUUCUAUAUUAUCAACGCUACUUGAUUAUUAUCAAGCCUGUGUUACAUACUACCAUCAAGGUUUCGAUUUAUGCAACGAUUUCGAUGUUUUCUUCAAAAGUAUCACAGAAGAUUUGAACGCACUGCGCGGUGAAUACCAAAAACUAGAGAAGGUCAUGCAAAAUCGUCACCUAAGUGUGAAUAGUUUCAGUGAUACGAAUACCAAUAGUACUUCCAAUAAGAUUGAAGGAUAUCUCUUCAAGAAGAAAUCGAAAGGUUUUAAGACAUGGUGUCGCCGUUGGUUCUAUCUGAGUGACAAUCAAUUGGUGUACAGUGAUUUGGAUUCGAAUUGCAGAAAACGUAGCAACGAGGAUUCAUUUUCUGUGAUGGAAGAAGACUUGCGCAUAUGCACUGUACGCCCCGUCAACGAUGGCGAUCGACGUUUUUGCUUCGAAGUCAUAUCACCAACAAAGUCCCACAUAUUACAAGCUGACUCAGCUGAUAUGUUGACAAUGUGGAUUUCAGCAUUGCAAAAAAGCAUUGGUGCCGCUAUACAACAUGAUUCACAACAUUCCAGACCUCAGUCAUCCAUGAAUGCCAAUCCUUUAAAGAAUUCCAAGAGGAAAAUACAUUGGGAGCAAUUCCUAAAAAUUCCUGGCAAUUCAAUAUGUUGUGAUUGCCGUGGCAUAGAUCCUCGAUGGGCUUCCAUUAAUCUAGGCAUUACGCUGUGUAUUGAAUGUUCUGGAGUUCAUCGCAGUCUGGGCGUACACUACAGCAAGGUACGCUCAUUGACACUGGACGCCUGGGAAACGGAAAAUGUCAAAGUUAUGAUGGAACUUGGCAAUGCCGUUGUCAAUCGGAUAUAUGAGGCGCGCAUAGGUGAAAAUUCGGAACUGAAACCGGCUACAGAGAAUUGUGAAAUAGCAGUGCGAGAAGCAUGGAUAAAGGCUAAAUAUGUGGAAAAACGAUUCGUGUGUGGCAUGCCCAAACCACCUGAGUAUUUAUCAAGCGAGACAGCUGAAGUAUUAUCCAUCGAUAGUGGAGGCAAUGAUAUAAGCAAAAGAGCCACCUUAUCAUUAGGUGGCACUCGCAAGUGGGCUGUAAAAAAAUGUCGCCGUCGUCGUCAUCGUGAACGCAAACGACAACGUUCAAGUUCGAAGUCAUCCGAUGAUCCUGUAGUCGAUGAUGAGGAAGAUGAGGAUGAUGAUGAUGUAUCGCUAAACAUACCAUCAAUGUCUUUAAGCAUAUCGCGUGAAGAUCUCCUAAUAGUUGGUGAUGAUUUAGGUUUGGAAACCUAUGAAACACCUGGCAUACUGGGAUCCGAUCAGGAAUCAACAGAAGGUGAAAAUGAACCAGAGGUGAUAAAUGAAGUGCCCUUUUCCAAGCUCGAUGCGAAUCUCAUGUUAUAUCAGGCUUCUGCUGUACACAAUUUACCCGUAAUGUGUAUGGCAUUUGCGCUAGGUGCUGACAAGAAUUGGCGUAAUACCGAAGACUUUAAUCGUACGUACUUACAUCAGGCAGUAUUGUCGGGCUCUGUUAUGGCUUGUGAAUAUUUGUUAUUAAAUGGAGUGCCCAUUGAUGUUGUGGAUGACAAUGGCUAUAGUGCUUUGCACAUAUCUACCGAGAAGGGAUUUAUAGCACAAGUAUAUCUGUUACUUAAACAUAAAGCCAAAUACGAUUUAAAGGCCAAUGAUGGUAAAAAUCCUUUAGACAUAGCAGUAGAACAACGUAAUGCGGAUAUUGUUACUCUAUUACGCUUAACACGUUUAAAUGAUGAAAUCGGACUGAAUGAUGAAGGCAAUGGUGAAGAUGAAACAUAUAAGGAUGUUAUGAAGGACUUUUCCAACUUCACCUCAAGUCAACCACGCAUGUUGCGCAAUCGCAAUGAUUCAAACACCCUGGAAUCUCAACGUUCUUCCAUGACCAAUUCAGAUUGAUGUCACAAAUCAACAUUCUUGUCUUAAAGAUAUAUAAACGAAAUUUAUUAGAGAGAGAGAGCAAGCAAAAUGUUUACAUUUUCUUUUGAUUUUAAUUGUAUUUAUACAUACAUAUAUACAAUAUAUAUAUCUAUAUAUAUUGUACGUGUUAUUUAUAUAUUUGUUAAUUGUAUUUAAAUGAAGAAAAAAAAUCGUAAUAAGAGAAAAUGAAACAUUAAGAAAACACAGCAGUCAUUCUGUUACACAUAUACAUAUAUAUAUAUUACAAAUCUUUACAUUUACAUAUACAAACAUACCCACAUUUAAAAAGCAUGCAUACAUAUACAUAUUUAUAAAUAACACAUUCAUAAUUACUACGAAGAUAUGAGGUGCUUUUAUUAAGAGCUAUUAUCAUUAUCAAUGUUAAAUAUUGUGAAUUUCUUUUUUACAUGUAACUAUUAUUACAAUGUUUAUUAUUAUAUAACUAUUU